Molecule: messenger RNA, 1449 nt
Organism: Penicillium antarcticum
Lineage: Eukaryota; Fungi; Ascomycota; Eurotiomycetes; Eurotiales; Aspergillaceae
Product: CENP-N/CHL4 family protein
Exons: 1
Coding region: 1-1449 (482 amino acids)
Biological process (GO): chromosome segregation; CENP-A containing chromatin assembly
Source: RefSeq, a predicted model, not a curated record
AUGGCGCGUCCAAAAACAGUUCGCGCCCCGACAACAGCCAGUCUUCCAAACAACCUCCGCAUCCCCUCAUCGACCCCCUCGCUCUCAAAAAACCUCGGCAAGCUAUCCAGACAAGCUCUACUAGAUCUGGCAUUCUUAUGGCUCAACGACCGCAACAUUGCCUCAUUCCCACCUUACCUACAACACGAUGAAGAAGUCGCACCAGAUGAAGACGAAGCCCUACCCUACCCCGCCGCAGCGACAAUCGAGGAAGUGCGCCAGGCAUAUGAAGACCUCCAAGAUCGAAAGGGCGGCAAGCGCGAAGUCCUCGAACGGAUCCUUGAAGGCGAUUGGCGACAUGGAAUCACAUUGCGACAACUAGCAAUGGCAGAUCUACGCUACAUGGACGACCACCCAGCCAGUCUUCGAUGGACAGCAUUGGAACUCAGUCGUAUCGACACGAAACAGAAAAAACCCGAAGAAACACCAUCAGCCAAGUGGUCCGGUUCGGUUCCGCGCAUGCAAGCUGCAACAUUCGUUCAAAGCCUCCAACGGGAAAUCUCCCCGCUCGUCAAAGCACAUUACCAUCUCGGCCGCUCAGGAACACUUCCUUUAACAAUCCUGCGGAUAUUCGUCGUUGACUCGCCAUAUCAAUCUCCACGACAGGCAGCUGAGAUCUUCACUGAAUCCUCGCGUGUCAUCUACGUCGCUUUCCCGGAUAGUUGUCCAUUCGUGUAUACAUCCAUUGCGACAUCUACAGGAUCGAAAGCAGCUCCAGCAGCUAGCUCUGUUACAACUGACACACGAACCCUUCAGCGCCUGGUGCGCGAUUCUAUACCCAAAGCUCUUUCCAGACCACAGGAACGAUUCACCCUGAAGGCUACAUCGCUGGCAGCAAAGAAUCUACCAACACUCCUUGCACUCCGUGGCCCUGGACGCUCAGCAUUUGCAAAUGGAGCAUACAGUAUCUUUGCUGAUGCGGUCAUUGAAGGGAGCCCCCUUGAUCCACGACCUUCAAAUACAGUCACGCCAGAAGAGCAUAUCAAAACAAGUCACCAAUCUCCCACAGAAGAAGGAAUUGAAAAAGAAAACGGCAGUACUGGAGAAGUCUCCUCAAAGCGCAAAUCCACGGGGAAUGAAACAGCAUUCCUGUCUCCAACCUCAAGGAAACGCCGCCUGGCUAUCCAUUCCAGAUUUGGAACGUCGGGUUCAUCACUAGCUCCCGCGCCACUGGACCGUCUUGACGUCCGUCUCCUCGACAAGGUACGUGCGGGGAAUGAAGAUGAAGCCAAUGAGCCAUCCGCCUCAACGUUACCGGCUGUAUCCCUAAACUUCGCCGGCUCAGAUGUCAUCACUGGUAUCCGCAAGCUCGCAGAGCUAGGUAUCAUCGAUCCAGAACGUAUGCCAUCAUGGAUGACAGGCGACGAGGGUAUAAGUGUAGCGACUAUUCAACAAGGUCGACGGCUGUAA